Molecule: messenger RNA, 3384 nt
Organism: Lentinula edodes (shiitake mushroom)
Lineage: Eukaryota; Fungi; Basidiomycota; Agaricomycetes; Agaricales; Omphalotaceae
Exons: 8
Coding region: 1-3384 (1127 amino acids)
Source: RefSeq, a predicted model, not a curated record
AUGUGGUUUACAGAUUGCACGGAACUACAUCAUAUUGGGUGGAACUGUGCGGAACUGCGCGGGACUGCAUGGAACUGCGCGGAACUGCGCGGAACUGCAUGGAACUGGUGCCGCAGGGGUUACGGCAAAAGUUCUGUGCCCAUCGGCAGCCAUGAGAGGCACUUACUAAAGCUCCGGGCCCAGAAGUACAACCUCUGGAAAUUAGCCCCAUCGUCGUUUGGGCAUUCGCAUCGAACAUCAGCGUCUCCAACUCCAUCACCAACUUUCCUUCGACAACGCGUCUCUAAGCACAUCAAAUGUGUGGAAUCUGACGGGAAGGUUGAGCGAGAAACGGCCAGAAGCUCAUACUCAUCGUCACCAGUGAAACAUCUAAUCAAUACCCCACAAAUUCGCUCUUUAACUACCCCUCCGACAUCUGACGCCGAGCACGAGAUGCCUUCUCGAAAAACCAAAACCCAUUCUAAGGGAAAGUCUGUCGCAGUUAUGAAUCCUUUGGUACUCCAACCUGCAGUCGACGUAGAUGUACGAAAGGCUAAAGGAAAACGUUCACAGUCCAACAAAGUCAAGGCUCCGACGAAAAAAGAACGUCGAGAUACAGUUAUAGAACGUCAACGGAUGAAUGCAGAGAAACCAGUAUCUAUCCCUCGCGUACAACGCAGGAGCAAACUGACGUUCAAUAAUCUUUUGAGUAAAAUUGCUGGAAACACGCCGGCACCCUCGAAAGGAGAGGAUUCAAUGGAUCCAAUAUCCGAAUUCUCAGAGUACUCCUCCCCUACCAGUAACCGCAGUGCGGUCGUUCCGGCUGAUACAAAGCUUACAGAAGCAGAAACCCCUCGUGCAUCCAUGCCAGAACUUCCUGGCGGCGCUGACUCCGACGAGGAACAGCUUCCAGACAUAGACCUGUUGCUCAAAAUCCUCCAAGAAAAGAAACUGCGAGCUCUGCAGCAGCAGGGGCAACUGCGCUCGGGUGCAUUAGCGUCAGAUGAUGACGAUGACCAGGAGAUUGUGAAUGUUCCAAGCACUAGCAUGCAGGUUGCGAUGCAGAAAGCUGAUGCGAGAAAAUCUGGUCGGCCCGGCAUUACGGCGAGUACUCGAAUUCUCCAGAAGCAUGCUGGGAUAUCUAGUUCCCGUCGCACGGGUGAAGUCGGGUCUGCUUCACAAGCUUGUAACUCCAGGGAGUUGAAUGAGGUCUUGUUAAAGAGGGUCAAUGCUGAGAACACACGCAGGACACAACUAAAGACUGAGGAGUGGAUCAGCAGAGGAGGGAAACCACUGGGACCAGCGAUUCAAGCGUCCGAACGACAUGGUCUGGAUUGGUAUGCACAAAAAGCAUUGGAGGACCUGAAAGAGACGAACGCAGAGAACGGAAAUCACCAUCAGGGAGGGACUGACGACCAAGAAGAUGAAGAGUGGACUUCCUUGCGGGGAUCUGCGAGUCCCGCCCUUGUUGAGCAAAAUAGUAACAAUGGGUAUGAAGAAAACGAAGGGGAUGAUGAAGAAGGUUUCGAAGACGACCAGGAUAUCACAAUAGUGAAUGAAGACACUCAAGACGAAGAUAUAUCAACUCAAGUUGAUCUUUCUCACCGACGAGCCGUGCGACCUAUCGUGAAUUCGGACACUGAGGAUGAAGACAACAACGAGAAUCUCUAUGCACAACGUCGCUCACUCGGAAAAGUUCUUGUGCAGGAUUCAAUGAUUCUGGACCAGGACUCUGACAAAGUUUCCCCCCUUCCUCAGUUUGCCCACCGUCAAUCGGAUUCUUCCUAUGACGGGGGGGCUACCGAAGACGGGUGUGACAAGGAGAACAACGACCUACUGAUGUAUGAUCGGAGUGAAGAUAAGGAAAACACUUCUGUUGUUCAGCAUGAAUUGUUGAACCAUGGACUUUCACCGGGACGUCGGAGCUCUGUCCAUGAUCUCCAGGAAGGCUUAUCGAGUCGUCUUUCAGUAUCUUUGGAUGGUUACGCCACGGACGAGGACAAGGAAAAUCCUCGCAGUCCUCUGAAAACCCUUAGCGUUUCUGAAAUCGAGCCCCUCAAUCCUGCCGCUGUCUCCUUUGCGAUAAGGCUCGACCGAGCGACUUGUACGGCAUCUAUCGCUGAUAAAGCUCCUGAUCCCUUGCUUUCUCCUCGAGUCUCUCGUGAACCUCAGAUUUCCGGCUUUUCUCAAUUUCCAGACGACGGAGAAGGAUUUCGGCCAAAGAAGUUAGAGGCUGGCUUUUCCGGUUUCUUCGAGUCUGAUAGUCAGAUACCUUCAAGUUAUUCUCGUCCGCUUGUAGGAAGCUUGACGGAAUCGGGCCAAUCAAACAAUUUCUUUGAUAAGCUCCGCAGGAGUAGUCCGCUUGUCCUCACCCAAGAAGUCGAUCUGCAACCUGCGCUCGAAGUGGACGAAAGUCUGAAGCGUCAAGCCGACGAGGUUUUUGAGAGGGAGCAGGAACUGAUCAUUGAAACGGUGAACGCGUCUACCAGCAAGGAACCGGAGUUAUAUAUAAAUGAUCAAGGAUUUCUUACCCAAACCCGCCCUGACGGAAAUGCAGAGGUAUAUCGUCCUCCACCAACACCAUCUCAGUUUUUCUCGCAAAGUGGGCAAUUUGCCACUCAGGGAAUAUCAAACCAGGGCCUCACUAGGCGGCCCUUCCGCGAAUUAUCUAUGUCUGAAGCCGAAUCCACGGAGGAUACCCCAGUACGGACAAAUCGAUUGCAUCGUCUCAAGAAGCGAGAUGAGUCUGGGUCAUCUUCAAGUGCUCCGCUCUCGAAUAUUUUUGGAGAGCGUUCUAUUUCGCCUUCUCUACCUAGCCCUAGACCCCGAAGACAUCGACCCGUGGAAUCUCGAAUUCGAAAAAUUGGGCCAAGGCUGGCAAAAUCGGAAUUCAUCGAAGGAGAGGCGCAGGAGAGUGAUGAAGAUGAAAUGUUUGGUUUCCGUAAAGUCGAGGAGGAUGAGGAGGAUGGAGAACACCUGGACCGUAAUCUCGAAACUCUGGUGGACGAUAAAGAAUUGGACCAGACACAGAUAGCAAAAGACAAAGUUAUGGAGAAAUUUCAAGAACAACGCCAGGCGGAUGAUGCUCAGGUUGAGGAUGUGGCCCACAAACUUGCCCAAGGUCAUUUUCGCAACGGCAAGAGAUCCAGGGGUCAAGCCAGUAUUGAUAACAAUGAUGAUGAAGAUGAAGAAGACCAGACGGGUCGUAGGGUCCGAUGGAAAAUGAAGAAGGAGCCUGAGCUUAGGGGAGAUAUCAAAUCAUUAGCCGGACAAGAUGCAACUCGGGCGUUUGCUGAACAAUAUCAGGCGGCAAUCAAUAGCGAUGGAGAUCCUGAACUGGCGUUCCUUUCAGAGGGUGACUUGUGCUCUCAUAUUAACCCACUAUCGGACAAGGGUCACUCAUAG